GGGCUACUACGAGUUGAAGGAAAGACGCAUGCGUACUGACUCGAGGCAGCCGGUCGGAGGAAAAAAAGCCUUAUGUUCCAUCGGAUGUAAUCAAGGCAAAGAUUUACCUUUUGUCGCUGUGCAUACAUGCUGAAAUUCCCAUGGGAUCAGAGCGGAUGGAGAUGCGAAAGAGGCAGAUGUCGGUGCAGCAGGAGUCGGCAACGGGGGGAACUGCACCAGCCCAGCAGGACCAGCUGGGCCAGGCCAACCCACGAACCUCCAACGCAUGUUGCUUCUGCUGGUGCUGCUGCUGUAGCUGCUCUUGGAAUGAAGACCGGGAUGAUAAGAAUCGAAAAGCAUCAUAUGACAUCAAGGAAGGGACCUCAGACUGUGAAGAAUGCCCUAAGCCCACGCUGGAGGACGUGUGCUCAUGGGGGCAGUCGUUUGAUAAGCUAAUGAGUUGUCCAGGCGGGAGGAACUCUUUCCGACAGUUUCUUUGCACCGAGUUCAGCGAGGAGAACAUGCUCUUCUGGCUGGCAUGCCAGGAGUUUUGCAACGAGACCAACAAAAGUGUGAUAGAAGAGAAGGCCCGGGUCAUCUACGAGGACUACAUCUCCAUCCUCUCACCUAAAGAGGUGAGCCUCGACUCCCGUGUGCGUGAGGCGAUUAACCGGAACAUGCUGGAGCCCACCUCGCACACGUUUGACGAUGCCCAGUUGCAAAUCUACACACUAAUGCAAAGAGACUCGUAUCCCCGCUACUUGAACUCCCCAGCCUAUAAAAACCUGCUCAACACUCUGUCAGAGCAGUCCCCUGAAUCUUAGGGUGGUGAUGACCUGUGAUCUUUUAACUCUCUCUCUCCCUCAAUCCACGCCUCCUCCUUUGUCAAGAAGAAAAGCUUCUUUAGAUGCUCAGUGUAGGAUUACAUGAGCCAGGUCCCAGACCUGGCCCCUCCCAGGGAUCUCAGCACUAUUGCGAUCUGCACCUGACCGAAGACACUCAGGUCUUAAAAUCUCCCGAGGGCUCGACAUCACAAGUACUGCUACAGAUCAACAUAGCAAAACACUCCAAAGGAAUAUGAAUACACUUUAAUUCUGGUUUCUUUCUUUUGAUAGAAAUAAUCUAUUUUAUUUGUGUUCAGAGUUUUUUAUGGUCUGUUGUUUUUUUGUAUUAUUGAUUGGGAAGAGGGAAAUGAUUACUACUGUAGACUAAAUACAUUAUAAAUAACUAUAUAUAUUAUAGUGGGGCAAAGAUUAUCUGUCAGCCACUGACUGGACAAGUUGUCCCAGUUAAAAAGACAAGAGUUCUGUAACUUUCAUCAUACUUACACUUCAACUGUGGGAGACAGAAUGUAUAAAAGUUCUAGUAAUUACAUUGUAUGAUUUUAGUAACGAAAGAUCACCUCAAUACUUUGGUUGGCAAUGACAAAGUCAAACCUUUCUUGUAUGUCUUCACAGACUUCUCCCUCCAAAGUUCUGCUAUUGGAUUGAGGUUUGGAGACUGACUAAGCCUCUACAGAACCUUGGAAUGCUUUUUGUGCAGCCACCCCUUCGUUGCCUGGGUGAUUUGUUUGGUAUCAUUGUCGUGCAGGAAGAUCAAAUCAGGUUUCAUCGCUGAUGGAAGGAGAUUUUUUUCCACAAAAUCGGACGAUACACGAUGGCUAAAGUCAUCCUUUCCUCAACACGGGUCAUCCUAUCCCCUUUGCAGAAAAGCAGCCCCAAAUCAUAUAGUUCCACCCUCAUGCUUCACACUGGGUGUUCUUGGGAUGCAACUCCACAUUCUUCCCCCUCCAAUUAUGGCGAAAGGGGUUUGUAUUCUAGAGUUUUACUUUGGUCUCAUCUGACCUCAUGACAUUCUCCCAAUGCUCAUCUGAAUCAUCCAUGUGGUCUCUGACAAAUUUCAGUUGGGCCCAGACAUCUGCUGGUUUAAGCAGGGGGACCCUUCAAGUGCUGCAGGAUUUUAAUCCAUGACAACAUAGUGUGUUACUAAUAGUAGCCUUUGUUAUUGUGGUCCUAGUGAUGUUACGCUUGAGCGGGUGGAUUGAUUCUUUUAUAGCUUUAUUAAAGCGGAAGUGUCGCUGUAGACAUCUUGAUGGCUUGCUUUUCGAGAGUAAGAUCACUAACUUUCCAAAGCUUCCUGACAUCAGGCAUGUAUUACGGGUACUUUGCGCCAAUCUUGAUUUCAGGGCGGGGUCGUUAGAAAUAUUGUCGCGACCAGGAACGUUUUUCUGCAGAAGCUUUACCAUAGACGUUGUCUACAUGGCUUUUGAGGCAAUAGUCACAAUAUGCUUCACAAAAACAAAUAAAAGCAGAACAAGUGAAAAUAUAAUUCAUGUCAAUGAGCUUUACAGUUGCUUGGUGAGUGUAAGGAUCUGCAAAUCCAAAGCAAAAUGUCCCCCUGGUCUUUGGGAAUAUUUGCUUCAUAUGGGUUCAGCGGUUUGGAAAGCUUUGGUUUCUCCAUGACUUUGUGGUUCCAUCCCUCUUCAGGUUAUUUACCCCCCCCCCCCCCCCCCCCCCACUGGGCUGGAUACUCACUGUUAUCAAGGUCAUAUGUACUCCACAAGGUGAGAUCUUGCAUGGAGCCCCAGGUCGAGGGGGAUUGUCAGUGAUUUUGCAUUCAUUCCAUCUUCAAAUAACUGCUCCAGAUGUUGAUCUCUUCUCACUUCACUGGUUCCCUUUUGUAAUAGCUCCUCUUAGUCUUGUACAGGUGUACAAUCUUGUCCCUAGUGUCCUUAGACGGCUCUCUGGUCUUGGCCAUGAUGGAAGUUGGAGUCUGACUGUUUGAAGGUGUGGUCAGGUGUCUUUUACACAGGUGACAAGUUCAAACGGACUCCAUUAAUACAGGUAACAAGUGGAGGAUACGACUUCUUAAAAUUCAUACAAUGUGACUUCCUAAACUUUGAACAUUCUGUCUCUUACAGUUGAAUGAAAAUUACAGACAUCUCCCGUCUUUUUAAAUGGGACAACUUGCACAAUCAGCGGUUGCCAAAUGCUCUGUUGCCCCACUGUAUGUGUUUGUAAAUAGUUUAAAUGACAUUGUGGGUAUUUUACGUGGAAACGCCUGGAUCUAUUUACUGCGUAUGAAAAUCAAAGCUCGAGUCAAAGCUACGAGUUAGCUCUACUUGCAGGAAGCUUUGUGGGGUACUGUUUAAUCUUACCUUGGUUUUUACAUCGUUUGAUUUAUUUUUUGUUACCCAACUUCACACUUCAGCACCUGUGGCAGCGACUUGGCAACUCCAAUUCCCGUACCUGCGUGUGAUUGUAAUUACUACAAGUGUGGAGAAGCUAGAAUGGCUCUUAUCACAGGAUGCAACUUGCUUCCAUGAGAAAUCAGCGAUAGAGGAGAGUUUUGACUUUUAUGACUCAGUGUUAAUCACAGACGAUUGCAUGUUUAGGACAAAAUUAGCUUUUUCAUGCCUCAAAGGUUUACUGCUACCAGAGAAAGUAUUUUUAUUUUGUAUUAUUUGUUUAAAUACAGCAAAAAUACAUAUAUAAGAAUUAUAUCCAGAUGUAUUGAUGGAGUAAACAAUAUUACACUGUCACGAAAUGUAUGAAAUAUUAUUACAAAUAUUUUAUCUUAAACUUUAUUUCAUAUGUCUGCAAUUUUCCUGUAAGGUUUCUCUUCUUUGGGUGCUAAAAAUGGCAAAAAAAUGAGAACCACAGGCAAAUACUAUAUUGAUUUUAAUUCUUAUUAUCUUCAUAUAUCUAUAGACUUUCAAAUGCAGUUGAACAUUAUUAUAUGAUUGAUGAUGUUGUCAUACUAAGUGGAUUUAGAGUGAGUGGAUACCACUUUUUUCAUUAUCCUGCCACAAACAAGUGUUCUUCACAAGCUGUCAUGCUUUUGUUGUCAUUCUCCAUUUGCACUUAAAUGUCUUUUUAGUUCCGUCAAUCUGACGGAGUUUUAGCUUUUGGGAAGCAAUUAACAGAUUAAACAAAAAAGCAGCAAUUAAACCCUCAAGUUUAGCAAUAAUUACUACAAAGUUUGAAAGAACGUAGUAAGAAAUUACAGACCUGUUAAAUAAAGCAAAACAUUAGACAUUUAUAAUAAAACAAUACAUGAAUGGGAGUUAUUUUGGUCAGGACAGGUUAGCGGGAACACCAAAGCUACCAUAUAAACUGUGUUUUUGUGUCUGAUGAAAGCGUUUCCAUGAAGUAAAAUUGGAGUUGCCAUGCGUUAAAUACUUGUAGUAUAUAGUUUUAUUUGAAUUACUAUGUUGCCUCACAAACGUGUCACUCAAAGACAAGAUCCUCACAUGGGGAAGUGCCUUGACAUUCAGUUUUCUGACAUCUUUCUCAUGGGCAGCGGUUGUUACUGGAAAAUCGUCUCUGUCAUUGGCCAAAUUAACACUCAAGUUUCGUCCUGAUGCUUUAGUCUUGAGUACACCAGUGCUCUGUAAGUGGUAACAGCACGCCUUUUUGAUUUAAUAUUUGUUUGAGAACAGAGAUCUGUGAACAGGGCUUGUUGAUCGGACUUUUGCCAACGUGUGCGCUCUUCACGGUGGCAUUCAGUUAACUUCGUAUGUGCAAUCUGAGAUGACGGCUUUGCCGAGCCUCACAACAACAAUCUAAGCCGAUGGUUUGGAGUGAUGCCUAGAAAUGUUGUUUCUUCUUUUGUUUACUAUUCAAAACGUGUCGUUUUGCUCUGAGUUUACUCAAGAAUACAUUUUUCAAAAGACAAAUAAUGUGAAUGUUUACAGUAUAUGGUUUAGGUUUUUUUUUCUGCUACUCUCCCAAGAAAAUAAAGACUUGUGGGCAUUUUAAUUAAGAUAAAAUAAAGCACAAUAAUUUUACU
Nothobranchius furzeri (turquoise killifish) is the source of this 4770-nucleotide messenger RNA. RefSeq names its product regulator of G protein signaling 20 (gene rgs20). NCBI's taxonomy places the organism in Eukaryota, Metazoa, Chordata, Actinopteri, Cyprinodontiformes, Nothobranchiidae. The record is from RefSeq and is a predicted model, not a curated record.